Ochlerotatus camptorhynchus is the source of this 1648-nucleotide messenger RNA. RefSeq names its product zinc finger protein 780A-like. Gene Ontology annotation, molecular function: zinc ion binding; chromatin insulator sequence binding. Gene Ontology annotation, cellular component: chromosome; nucleus. Gene Ontology annotation, biological process: regulation of transcription by RNA polymerase II. The coding region runs from base 154 to 1302 and encodes 382 amino acids. The transcript is spliced from 2 exons. Lineage: Eukaryota; Metazoa; Arthropoda; Insecta; Diptera; Culicidae. The record is from RefSeq and is a predicted model, not a curated record.
UGCAAGGCCCUUUCCCCAGUUCUGUUUUUUGAACACUAUACAUAUUAAAUUUAGUGUCCACCUGGCAGGAUUGGACUAUUGCAUAUUCCGGAGCCGUAAACAACCCUCGGGUCAAAUAAACCCAACGAUAUUCUUCUUCACCAACGUGCGUUUAUGUAUUCGUUCGAAGGAGUAAACCUUGAUCCUCCCAGCGAUGAUCCAACCACCUACUGUCGACUAUGCCUCUCGAAAGCGGAAAUGAGGCUACUUGUCAGUGGUUCGGAACCACUGGGUCUAGUGCAGCUCAUUUGGAAGCAAUUGGACAUUCAAUUAACUGAGCCAGAUGAUUUCCCUUGUGCUGUAUGCACGAUAUGUGUGCAGAAAUUGGAGGAGCUAUUCGAAUGUAACGACGACGGAUUGCUGAAUGAAUGGGAAGAUGAUGGAUUGUUAGAAUAUAGGGAAACCUGUCUGGCGGUUAACUUAGCGAUUAAAAACUGGAGAAGUGCUGCUGGAACAGUGCGGGUUGAUGAUAAAACAAUCGUACUACCAUUUCAACAGCUUGGCGAUGGACGGUACAAAUGUAAGGAAUGUACAGAAUUGGUAUUUGAUGAGAUUUCAGCGUGUAUAAGGCACCAUCUGGAAAUCCAUCCGAGUUCAAGCGUAACGGGGUUAUCGACAGAAGGUAAACAUGCCUCCGAUUGUAGCGAUCCUUUGAUAAGUCGCAGAGAAACGCAUUCAGCGACCAAACGAACGAGUGAGAAAAUAAAAGAAACUAUAACGAACGGCAAACAUGUAAUUAACAGCAACUCUGCCAUCAAGGGCAGCUCCUCUGACAAGAGGCCCUGUUUCAAGUGUGUGAACUGCAGUGAAAGUUUUGAUAAUAUAGACAAUCUAAUCCAGCACAGAUCCGAUCAUAAGUCUAUUAUCACCAAGGAUACAAAACAAAAGAGAAUUGAUCGAAAUCGGGGCAAGCGAAAGCGAUUUAUGAUAGACGGUAACGAUACCAAGUGUAAAGAAUGCAACGUGGAAUUCUCUGACAAGAAAGCUUUCUACUUUCAUCUUAACGCUAUCCAUGAUCUUAACAUUUGCAACAUUUGUGAUGAAUCGUUCUCUGCAGUUAGCGUACUGAUUAGACAUCAAGCUUAUCAUCGAAACUUGAAUGAUAUCAUUAAUCCCUUUCUGCUGGGUAAACAUUCAUUCCACUGUAAGGUGUGCUUUGAAAAGUUUCGCUCGGAACGUGAAAUUCGUGUACACUAUCAGAUCAAACAUACAGAGUCGGAAAUCGGUAGCGAAGGCAGUGAAACUAGCAGGAGUACGAAUUAACUGUAGUAAAUGCAUUUCUUGGUUCGAAUAGCAACGUAGGUACAUUUGGAGGACCGCUAUACGGCUACUGAGGAAUAACUCAAAGAGGGACUUACUUCUACUCCAGUUAUAUAAGAAAUUUCUAAAAAGUACAGGUACUCAGCGGUGAGUUCCUGCAGUUUUUAGAAAUUUAUCCAUAACUCUGAGUAGAAAAGUCAGUUGAUAGUUUGCGAUGUAAUGUAAGAACAUUCAGUGAAGGAGGAAAGAAACGAACAGAAUACAACUACAACACUCUCUCAGAGUAUAAAUACAUUGACACCAAAUAAAGUAAUAAAUUCUCAUACUUUCUUUAAAAAAAAUGAAACCA